Messenger RNA from Sinocyclocheilus anshuiensis, 1334 nucleotides. RefSeq names its product ubiquitin carboxyl-terminal hydrolase isozyme L3-like. Lineage: Eukaryota; Metazoa; Chordata; Actinopteri; Cypriniformes; Cyprinidae. Gene Ontology annotation, biological process: protein deubiquitination; ubiquitin-dependent protein catabolic process. Gene Ontology annotation, molecular function: cysteine-type deubiquitinase activity. The record is from RefSeq and is a predicted model, not a curated record. Gene Ontology annotation, cellular component: cytoplasm. The coding region runs from base 113 to 805 and encodes 230 amino acids. The transcript has 9 exons.
CAGGCCAGUGGCUGAGUUCACACACCCGCGCGCACAUAUUCCAUUGAACUUCCUCCUCAGCUCAGCUGUCAAAUCUUUUUUAUUUAGGAUAUCAGACAGGGCUUAAUCUGAGAUGGAGGGCCAGCGCUGGUUACCACUGGAAGCCAACCCAGAGGUUAUGAACCAAUUUUUACGGCAACUUGGCUUGGUACCCACCUGGCAGUUUGGGGAUGUGUACGGUUUGGAAGCUGAAGUUCUCAGUUUGGUGCCAAGGCCUGUUUGUGCUGUACUUUUGCUCUUCCCUAUAACAGAGAAGUAUGAAACCUUUAGACAGGAGGAGGAGGCAAAAAUUAAGGCACAAGGACAAGCGGUGUCCUCAGAUGUGUACUUCAUGAAACAAACCAUCGGCAAUGCUUGUGGUACAAUAGGGCUGAUUCAUGCUGUGGCAAACAAUCAAAGGCAUCUGGAGUUUGAGCCCAAUUCACCACUUCAGGCAUUUUUACUGCAGUCUGCAAAGAUGAGCCCAGAAGAAAAGGCAGCUUUCCUUGAAAAAGAUGAGAGUAUCCGAGUAACACAUGAGUCAAGUGCUCAGGAAGGACAAACAGAGGCUCCAAGCUUAGAUGAAAAAGUGGAUUUGCAUUUUAUUGCCUUUGUAAAUUAUGAAGGACAUUUAUAUGAACUGGAUGGACGCAAACCUUUUCCAAUUGUUCAUGGGGAAACCACAGAGGACACGUUUCUUGAGGAUUCUGCAGAGGUCUGCAAGAAGUUCAUGGCACGUGAUCCCCAGGAGCUCCGUUUCACUGUGGUGGCUCUUUCCAAAGCAUAAAUUUUCCAAGAGAAAAAACUGCCAAUCAUUCAGAAGUGCUGAAUACUUUAAACCUUUAUAGGUUCAAUUUUGACUUUGAAUAAGAAAAGUUUGUUAAAGGUUUUGACCAUAACCGACAAAGCAAAUGAGAAGCAAAUUAGCUAAUAAUAAAAAGUGUACAUGCACAAAAUGUUGUAUCUGAAUGUUUACAACUCUCUGAUUGAAAUAAUGUUUGUUAAUUUCUCCAAAAUUAUAAAAGAAAUGCAUGGCACGUGAUCCCCAGGAGCUCCGUUUAAAAUCUGUUUUCUUGAUGUUAAUAUUAAUUCAUCUAAUGAUGGUGUUCUUUUUUUCUGCCAGAAAAGAUCAAUUUAAAAUAAAAGUUCUGAUGAAUAUAUAGACUUAUAUUUUGACACAAAAAUGCUCUUUUAACAGAAGUGUGUGAGUGUGCCAAUGUGUCAUUGCAUAUGGUGCCCUACUUCUAAAUACCGUUUUCUCAAGAAUACAGCAAAAAUUCAGAUGAAACUAAAACAAUAAAGAACAAAUGUUUUCA